Messenger RNA from Panthera uncia (snow leopard), 2127 nucleotides. RefSeq names its product transmembrane serine protease 5 (gene TMPRSS5). The coding region runs from base 1 to 2127 and encodes 708 amino acids. Gene Ontology annotation, biological process: proteolysis. The record is from RefSeq and is a predicted model, not a curated record. Gene Ontology annotation, cellular component: plasma membrane. The transcript has 16 exons. Lineage: Eukaryota; Metazoa; Chordata; Mammalia; Carnivora; Felidae. Gene Ontology annotation, molecular function: serine-type endopeptidase activity.
AUGAUCCUGAAUUCCACUGAGGAGGGAGUCAUGCUGGCAGCUGGGGAUGGAGAGUGGGCUGUGACUUCUUACCGUGGUGUGGGGAUCCUGAGUGACCGACAGUUAUUUUCCCAGAGCCUGAUGCCGGAUGGCCAAGCCCACAUGGAGCCUCAGUAUGCAGAGGAGGGUCCAGGACGUGGGAUCUUCAGAGCAGAGCCAGGAGACCCACUGAGGAGGCCUGAGGCCCAGCAGCAGCCCACCUCUCGGGCGGGGCGCUGGUGCUCAAGGCGGUGCGGCUGCGUGGGGCUGGGCGCCCUGGCGCUGCUGGCUGGUGUGAGCGUCGGCUCAUGGCUUCUCGUGCUGUAUCUGUGGCCAGCCGCCUCUCAGCCAUCUCCCGGGAACUUGCAGGAUGAGGAGAUGCCUUUGAGCUGCUCAGAGGCCAGUGGUGAGGAAGCCCUGCUCCCUUCGCUUCCCAGAACAGUAUCUUUCAGAAUCAACCCUGAGGGCUUCUUGCUGGCAGUACAGGUGAGGCCAGACUGGCUCCUGGUCUGCCACGAGGGCUGGAGCUCUGCCCUGGGGCUGCGGAUCUGCCAGAGCCUGGGACAUCUCAGACUCACUCACUACAAGGGAGUGAACCUGUCUGACAUCCAGCUCAACAGCUCCCAGGGGUUUGCUCAGCUCUCUCCAGGUCUGGGAGGCUUCCUGGAGGAGGUGUGGCAGCCCAGGGACAGCUGCGCUUCUGGUCAAAUCGUUUCCCUCAGAUGCUCUGAGUGUGGGACGAGGCCCCUGGCUUCUCGGAUAGUUGGCGGUCAGACCGUGGCUCCCGGGCGCUGGCCCUGGCAGGCCAGUGUGGCCCUGGGCUCCCGGCACACGUGUGGGGGCUCUGUGCUGGCCCCACGCUGGGUGAUGACGGCCGCACACUGCAUGCACAGUUUUAGGCUGUCCCGGCUGUCCAGCUGGCGGGUGUACACGGGGCUGGUGAGCCACAGUGCCGUCAGGCCGCACCAGGGGGCUGUGGUGGAGAGGAUCAUCCCUCACCCCCUCUACAGCACCCAGAAUCACGACUACGACGUCGCCCUCCUCCAUCUCCGGACACCGCUCAACUUCUCAGACACCGUGGGUGCUGUGUGCCUGCCAGCUGAGAAGCAAGAUUUCCCAAGGGGCUCACAGUGCUGGGUGUCUGGCUGGGGCCACACCGACCCCAGCCACACCCACAACUCAGACACGCUGCAGGACACGGUGGUGCCCCUGCUGGGCACCCGGCUCUGCAACAGCUCCUGCAUGUACAGCGGGGCCCUUACCCCCCGCAUGCUGUGUGCCGGCUACGUGGACGGGAGGGCCGACGCGUGCCAGGGUGACAGCGGGGGCCCCCUGGUGUGCCUGGACGGGGGCACGUGGCACUUGGUGGGGGUGGUCAGCUGGGGCCGCGGCUGCGCGGAGCCCAAUCACCCUGGCGUCUACGCCAAGGUUGCCGAGUUCCUGGACUGGAUCCAUGACACUGUGAGGGCCCGCCAGAUGGAGGAGGAGCUGCAGACCCAGGUGCAGAAGGCACGGACCUCCUUUCGCACAAGACAGUCAUCGCCCGCAGGCCAGCCUCCGGGUCCGGGCCUCUCCUCUCAGGCCCUGAAGAUCCCAGGAUCUUUCAUCAAGCUACCAGUCAGAUCUGCAGACUCAGAGGCUCCCACCUGCUCUUCCUUUGUUGGCUGGCACCCGCCAAUCCAACUCUUAGGAAAACGAGGAGAAAGAGUGCCUGGGCUCUUUCUCCUGGGCCAGCUGCUGGAGUGCAGUGCUCCUGAGCUGGCCACAGGACCCCCUCUGCUCCCCAGCCUCUCCCCGUGCAUGAGGACGAGUAUCCAAUCGGGCUUAAAAGAAAGCUUCCCUGGUGACCCAGAGUUGGAGGAAGAGAAGGUUCCCGGGAAUUCUCGAGGUCUGGAUGGUUUUGUCAAGGCUGCAAGGUUAGCAGAUAGUGCCUUGGCCCUGAGGCCCUCGGAGCAAGUCUCCCACAGACCUGGCUGUCCGUUCUUCCCUACGGUGGUCCCUCAGAAGCCAGGACAGCCGUACCUCGCUUCACCUAAUGUUCUGGGCACACAGCCUGAUCCUCCCAGGUCCAGAAGCCCUCCUGCAAUUUGGGGGAGGCUAGGAAGGUGA